Conger conger (European conger) is the source of this 9083-nucleotide messenger RNA. It is a transcript of the gene rab11fip5a, whose product is annotated as RAB11 family interacting protein 5a (class I). Gene Ontology annotation, biological process: regulated exocytosis. Gene Ontology annotation, molecular function: small GTPase binding. The record is from RefSeq and is a predicted model, not a curated record. Gene Ontology annotation, cellular component: recycling endosome; secretory granule; phagocytic vesicle. The transcript has 6 exons. Lineage: Eukaryota; Metazoa; Chordata; Actinopteri; Anguilliformes; Congridae. The coding region runs from base 611 to 5980 and encodes 1789 amino acids.
UUUGAGCAUCUGCAAUAUUAUGUCAUCCGGGGUAGCCGUUCUCCACGCUAUUGCAGCAGGCUACUUCUGGGGACGUCUUAUUUUUCACAGGGGGCGUCGUGGCAACAAGGUAAAGUAGUCAAACGAGGGCUAGACUUACGCUCUUACGAAAAGACAAAGGGUUGAUUCGAGACGAGACAUAGGAAAUAAAUAACAAUAAAACACUUUAGAACUUUCAGGGCAGGCUAACCAAGCGGAUUCCGCCCGGCAGUAGUUACUUCCUCGUCCUGCGGGGAGGAUAAAGUGUGACGUCGGCGACUGCUUCGCCUUACCCCAGCCAUUCAGCGGAUUCUGUAGCGAUUCUGCGGUGGGGGACCUGCCUGGGCAAAGCGAAGUGUCGAUGAGCCCCGACACACGCAGAUACAGGACUGCAGAAGCGGAGGCGCGUAGCAAACUUUUCGGAGGAGGGCGAACGUAAGAUAAUGUUUUGCUGUCAAGCGGCAGGCUAGGGUCGGAAGCUUGAGUGCUUGCUGCUUUUUUUCCGGAGGACGCGGUGGGUGUCGUAUAAUUUUUCCGCUCCCCCACCCCGCACCGUGCCCCGAUUUCUUCCCACCCCUAGGAGGGUUUGGAAAUGUCUUUGAAAAAUUCUGACGAUGACCAGCGAUGGGUGCCUACACACGUUCAGGUGACGGUGCUCCGGGGCAGGGGCUUGCGGGCGAAAGGCAAGCACGGCACCAGCGAUGUUUACACCAUCAUUCAAGUCGGGAAGGAGAAAUUCACUACGUGUGUGGUGGAGAAGACGACUGCUCCGGAAUGGAAGGAGGAAUGCUCAUUCGAGCUCCUUCCAGGAGUGCUGGAGGUGGAGGGGAAAAGCGCGUACCCCUCGGGGAGUAGCGAGCUGGUCCUCACGGUGAUGCACAGGGCGCUGAUCGGACUCGAUGUGUUUCUCGGACAAGCCAUCAUCGCUUUGGACAAAGUCUUCCAGGAAAGGAUAUGCAUGAGAAACGAGUGGUACAAGCUGAACUCCAAGUCAGGGAAGAAGGAGAAGGAGCGUGGGGAGGUGCAGGUGACUGUGCAGUUCACACGGAACAACCUGACUGCCAGCAUGUACGACCUCUCUGCCAAGGACAAGCCCAUCUCCGCGUUCGGCCGUCUGAAGGACCGCAUGAAGGGCAGGAAGCGCGAGGACGCGGAGUCAGCCUCUGCCGUCGUUCCCAGCGCGUUCGGGACCCAGCCGCGGCGGAGGGCCCGGUUGCCCAGCGACGGGGGCGGGGAGGAGGAGUAUGAGGACGACGAGGGGGGCGAAGGGCGGCGCAGUAAGAUGCGGAACUUCUUCCUGCGCGGGAAGCUGCGGAAGUCGUCGGACACGCGCUCCAGCACGUCGCUCGGCUCGGAGAGCAGCGAGUCGUCCUCCCGAGGGGGCAGCCUCAGCCCCACCGCCGGCAUCAGCGUGGUGGUGUCCGACCUCUCCAACUCGCCCAGCGAGACCAGCAACCUGACCGCUGACAACAGCCCAGACCACACCACCCACCCGUCGCCCAAGCUCACGACGCACAAGCGGGCGUUCAGCGACGAGGUGGGUCACAUCAGCGACGACGCUCCUCCCCCUGCUCAGCCGCGUGCGGUGCAGUCUCUGAAGGCCCAGAGCGGUGUGCUGUCCCAGUCCUCCCUCUGCGUCAAUGGCAGCCACGUCUACACCAACCCCGCCAACACCCACACCCUGGGGCUGCUGCAGAAGUGCUCCCCCCUGUCCCGCUCGCUCCAGAACCUCCCCCGCCGGGCCGAUGACCCCGUGAGGCCCCCCCCUGGGGCUGAGGGCCGCCGCUGGUCCUUCGACAAGGCCGGGAGGGAGGAGAGGGCGGCCAUUUUGGAACCUGUGCCAGCACUGGCCGACCUGCCCGUGAUUACCACGGAGAUGGCAGAACCGGCCCUAGUCGAGGGGAAGAAGCAGAAGAGGAACCUGUUCUCGCAUGGGCGUGGCGACGCGGUCGGGAAAGGGGCGGAGCAGAGCCAGGCCCUGCCCCCAAAUGAGGAGAAACACAAAGGCUGGUUUGGCUCCAAGGAUUCCCACAACAAGCCGAGCUUGGAAGUAUCUUCUAAGGUAGAAACCAGCUCAGAUGCAGUCCCCUCUCACCCCUUAACUCCCUUCCCAGAUAACCACUCUUGUACUUCUCCUGCUUCUGCCACAGGGCUGGGCUCACCAGGCCUAGCACACCAUGCUAACCCUUUCACGCCCCCUCCAGACACCCCAACCAUUUCUCCUUCAAACCCCUUUUUCACCCGACUGCAGUGUAACCCCUUCUUUGUAGAUCUCCUUGGCGAUCAUACCCUAAAAUCAGCCCCGCCUGCUCCCUGUCUCUCCAGUUCCCCUAUUUGGCCUCCAACAGUUUCUUCCUCCUGGUCCGAUCCGAGUCCUGCCCAAGACUGUCUGGAGGCAGAGCCUGGCCUUGCUGUGGGUGUGGCAAGAGAGAGGUCUCAACUUGGAGUGCUGGGCACAGGGGCAAGGGUGUCCCCCAACCCUUUCUUCACGUCCACCGUGUCAGAAAAUCCCAGCGAAUGGGAUGAGUCUUUCGAGGCAUUUGCUGCCAGCAGGUUGGGUUCGCAGAAUGGGUCAGCCCCGCCUGCCCACACAAUGAUCCUUCCUCUGGAACUCACCAAAGAGCAAUUGUCAGAGGGGUCGGACAAAAUAGGGACUGAAAUGGUCACACCGACACUUCUGCGAAGGCCAACCAAGAUCCCCGUCUUCCAGGGUCAUCAAAGCCAAAGGUUUGACUGGACACAGGAGCCGGGCUUGAACACAGAUCUGUUUCCACCUCAGAUUGACGUGAUGUCUUGGGAGCAUAGCAAGGAGGAACUUAGUGGACAUGCACCUAUACAUUCUCAGGAAGACAAAACAGGCAUCAGUCUUUUCUCAGAGUGGGAUCCAGAAAAACCUCUGGAUUACUCAGUUUCCUCCCCUCAGUUUGUGAAUAUGUCCUCCCUGAUCCCCCAAAGUACCAGUGCAGGACAGCCGAUUACCUCACCUUUCAGCAAAGACUACGGAGAGACCUUGGGGAGUGAUGUAGGUCGAGACGGCGUGGGAAUUCCAGCCGAACAGGAAAACGGUUCUCCUGCUUCAGCCUUACUCUUCCGUUCUCCUGAAGGGGUCAGAGGAGAAAACGACGUCACCUGGAAUGCCCCCCCUGUUUUUGGAGAAGAAGCGAUGUAUAAGACUACCUCAUCUCCAGAGGAAGUUGCUUCAGAAGUGUCUGAAAUUUUGACUUAUGAACCAGAAGUCUCCCUUGUAGAAACAAAUCCAUUUUUCACCACUGUGCCAUUGCACAAAUUCUCUGAAAUUCUACUGGAGGGUCCUGAGAGCACUACUACUGAUACACUUAAACCAAUGCAUGAUGCUGCCACUGAACAGAUGAGCACUAACACUAAUGUUGAUUUACCUGAAGUUACCACUCAUGCUGCACAUGAAAAUCUUCAUGAAUCCGAUGCACACAUAUUUGAUUUUACCAGUUCACUUCUCCCAAAUACUGAUGCUGCUAGCUCUCUUUCGGUUACGAUUGCUGAUAACACUGAAAUUAACAAUAACAGCACUAACGAACUGGCUACUAGCCACUCCCCUUUUGUUCCUGAAGUAAUCAUGAGUGAAAUGAACUCAGAAAAACCUGACAGCCUGUUCUCCAAGGAGCUGGAAUACUCCUCGCCUGCGGAUGUAGCGGAUCUGCCUAUCAAAGCUGACGGCCCUUUGUCUGUUUCCAAUGAAGGAUUCCUGUUUCAGUCUGACAUGUCCAUAAAGGCUGCGGAACUUCUCCCUGUGGAGUCUAUUCCCAUGGCACUUGUGGAAGCGCCUGCUGGAUCUCCAGUGCAGGUAGACCGGGAAGACGAGUUGGAGAAAGAUGGACCAGACCGAGAGGAGACUUGCGCAGAGGAGGCCAUUGAGAAGGAGCAGUCACAUGCAUCAACCAAAGCGCAAGAGACAAUUUCCCAGAAACUUGACAUGGUUUUGCUUGCAGAUACAACAUCUGAUAGCACUCUUGAAGCAGGUACCAUUACCCUCGACACCCAAGGCAGUGAUUCAGAUUUGAUCACUUUGGGUACAGAUUCUGAAAGUGCCCACCAAGACAACUGUGAGGAAAAUGCAGAUUUGAAUGUGAAGGAUUCAAACAGCCCUUCUGCUGAAAUUAAUCGAUGCACUUUGUCUGAUUAUCUAGAAGCCAGAGAGCCUGAUCCUCCAGUGUCUCCUGUUCCAGAAGCGCUUAACUUUGUAACUGCGACUGAAGACCCAGACCCAGGAAACGGCUGGGAGUCGCAUGAUGCCCUCUCAGCCAAAACCGGAAUUAAGCAUCUUCAGUUGAAAGACGAUGCUUGUGAAACAUCUCUACUUGAGGAAGGCGGAUUUGCACCAUCUUUGUUUGUCACAGCAGAUUCAUUGACUGCUGCUCAUGAGUCUGUUCAGCUGGAGGAGCCUCACAGCAAUUCCAACGAGAGCCUGCUGCCUCCUCCCAAACCUCCAAGGCUUUUCCAGGAUUCAGUUCUUAAUGAGGAGCAUAUGAAUGAAUAUCCUCAUCCUGGAGAUGAGGCUGAAUUGCAUCUUGGUACACCCAAGGACUCUCCAUCUGACCUUUUACAAACCCCAGAAGUGAAUUCUGGGCCUGAGCUGCAGCUGACCUCCCCAUCUCCUUUUCAUUCUGAUUAUUCUCUCUUCUCAACAGCCCCCAAGGUUGAGUGGGAAAAACAAAACAGAACUUUCACGUUCAUGGAGGAUGAGUUGUCAUCACGGAAGGUCCCUCAAAGUAGCUUCUCUGCCUUUGACCUUGAGGAGAAUUCUGACCAAAGCUGGGUGACCAGUAAGAGUUUUUUCAAGGAGCUGGACACAACCCACUUUGCAGUAUGGUCUGCAGAUGAGGAAAAUGCCAUACUAACUGACUCCACAUUCCUGGACAAAGCGAUCUUGAUGGAAGACUCUACUCAGAAGGAACCACUCCCGGAUACUGGAACCCAACCCACCACCUCAACUGGGUCCUGUUCACCUUCCCAGAAAUUAAAUGAAGAGCUUGGGGAGAGCUUCCUUGACCUGCUUAAAGGUACCAAGCAGCAAACAUGGACAGAAAGUGUUGAGCCCACAUGGCAAAGUCUACCUUCCUUAAGUGAGCUCUGCUCCAUGGUUUCCCAGGACUCUGUCAGGGACCUUGCGCCAGAGGACCUUCUGCAGCCAAGCAAACCUUUCUCCGGGUUUGACAUUGUCUCUCUCCCAAAGGGAAUCGAGUCUGCCAUCGAGCCUAAGGAGGAGCUCCCCGCUGGGGUGGCCUCUACCCUGAGGAGUCACCCCUCCAUCGGCGUUAACCCAAAGUCCAGCCUCUUUCUGCAUGAUUGUAACCCCCAGGCCUCUUCCACCCCCUCCCUGUUGGCUGAGACUAACGCCCAGGUAGCCUUCUUCCCCUCUCCAAUCCUGCCCCUCCUGCCUUCGAGGCCGACCACAGGAACCACCUCCAUCGCCCCUCCCUCCAAACCUCCUGCAAUGAUUGACACACCGUUCAUGCUUUUGCCCCAGGAGACACAGUCAGCAGAUGGUCUCCCGUCCGGUCAACAGAGCAGUCCACAUCCUGUCAAGCCGCUGACCUCCGCAGCCCCCCAGGAGGAGAAGAAGUCGGAAGGCCGCUCUGUCCUGGUGAGCGGGCUGGAGAAACUCAAGUCCACCAUUCACCCAGGGCGGGCAGCGCAGCAAGGCGAGCCUGAGGCUGACAGGAACAAGGCUUUGUCAGAGGGCGUCGCCCCCUAUUACCACCUGAGCCACAACGAGCUAGUGGCCCUGCUGCUGCAGCGGGAGGCGGAGCUGGAGAGGCAGGGGGCGGAGUUUGAGAGGCAGGGGGCGUUGCUGGAGAAACGGGAGGUGGAGCUGAAGAAGAUGAAGUAUCAGACGCGGGAUCUGGAGGACUACAUCGACACACUGCUGGUGCGCAUCAUGGAGCAGACCCCCACGCUGCUGCAAGUGCGCUCCAAGCUCAAGUGAUUGGCCGGAACAGGGGAGGAACAGGAACGGGGCGGGGGCUUUGUAAUAAAGCUCCGCCUCCCCCCCUGUCCCCGUCCCCCCUCCAAGCUCCUCGUAGUUUCCUCACUGCUACACAGCUCCGUCGAUGUAGUUACAGCACUGGAAAAAAAAUUGCCAGCCAGCAAACGGUGGUGUUUUUGAGUUCGCAUGCUUACUGCCUUGAAACACAACUUUGUCAAGGGGGUUGGGUUUUGUAGGUGUGGAGGUGAAGGUGAAGGUGAAGUUGGGGGUGGGGCUUCAGGUGUCUCCAGGUAGGACAUGAUAGGACAUGGGCAAGGCAGUAUAGCCCCGCCCCUCUAUAGCCUCUCGGUGGGAUGAUUGAUUAGGCGCCACCCGCUCCUCACCAAUGAGACUCACUGCUGCCACCAGAUCUUGCAAGCGGACGGACAACAAGCGCAGCUGCAAACUCUCCAGCUGCAAGCCAAAUGAACCAGUAAAAAAUCUGAGAACUGAAUCCACUCAAACUAAUGCAAAAAUCCUAGAAAGUGUUCUUAGGUUCUGGCCAAUCACAAGGCAAGUCGGGUUUCUCCAUGCCCCCAUCCCUCUCUUACUUUUUUUUUGUUCUUUUGAAGGAUUUUUUUUUUUACAUUUUAUUAAGGCAUGCCUGAAUGUCUGAUAGUUCAGCAGCCUAACAAUCUAUUUAUAAGCAAUAGAGUGUGAAAUCCGUGUGGCUUAUCCAGGCAUUGUAGCUGAAUAUCGAUCAACCCAGAAAAAUGUAUCAACAGUCGCUGCUCUUCCAGACACAGGCCUUUGCCUGUUGCGGUAUUUAGCGUUCACUAAUAACACCGCUUAUAGCAAAAAGCACGUGCGCCCCAUAGGAAGGAACUGGCACUCUAUCCCUCCGGCUAUGUGUUCUUCCACGCCUCUUCCGCUUCAGCUGAGUUACACACAUCGCUUGAACGCUUUCAUGUGUGCGCAAUGGAAGGGGCUAUAUAUCCACACCAUAUGCUGUAUGCCAGAAAUGCCGAAUGCUGCCUUAUUGUAUUUCUGUCGUGGUCGCUGGUCACCUUUUUUGCGUAUUGGUUCACCUUACUUCCUCUCUUUGAAACUAUGACUUAUAUUGAAGUCAUGCUUUCAAACUAAAUUAAUGGUGACGAAAGCUACGUUAUAAAGUAUUUUGCAUUGUAUACAAAGUAUUUUAAAUGUAAGAAUGAACUGGGAAUGAGAGGGUGAUGGUUAUAAAACGAUGUCAACCAGGCAGGGCAGUCUGUUGCCAAGUUACUAAUCCCAGUUUAGUAUUAUUGCACUGACAACAAAAGAACAUUGUAGAUUUGUGAUUUCUGGUGAAAGUUCCUUCACAAUUCAGGAGGGCACUCCAUUGGAAGCUUCAAUGGAUUAGUAUAAAUUGUGUAGUCAAGUUUUCUUUCCUUUGUGAAUUGUCUACCUCCCUUUCACACUUCCACAAAGUGAGACUAUCUCUGCGCACAUUGUGAAAUCUUCAUGGGCUAAAACAGGGCAAAAAUGUAAGUUAUUAGAUAAUGCCACUGCUUAAAACACACAGAAGUUACCAUGUUGUCGCUGUGAUAGCCUACAGGACCCUCUCUGAAAUCCUCUGACAUAGGCCAAUAUCACAGUAGGCUGCACUUUAAAGCCUGCUCUUAAUUCUGGCACUGGUACACACCUAUAGUCAUUUUUUUGAACAUGCUGUCGUAUUGCGUUUUUCAUUGCGGUCUUUCUCUGGUUUUACAGUGACUUUAAUUUGUGUUCAACUGAAUGUGAUUCCCACAGGAAAUGUAAUAUGAUUAAAUUUCAUCCACAACUGAUCUGAACCUUGUUGAUCAUCAUCUUCUCAUUCUUAUUAUUCUCCUCCUCCUAAUUUUCCUCUUCCCAUUAUUAUUAUUAUUAUUAUUAUUAUUAUUAUUAUUAUUAUUAGAAUCUUGUAUAUUUAUCUUUUGUGGCCCCGGGAAUAUGCAUAGGGUUUGUGAAAGAGGGGAACGUUUACAAUUGUUAAUGUGAUUCUGUUACAGUUUUAUAUAUUUAAUAACACAUUUAUUUUCUUGUUCUUUAUUUGUAUGUUUGCUAUUAAUCUUUGUUGAUGCUUUAGGCCUAUUGACCAUGUAUUAUGUUAGUCAUUUUGCAAUAAAGGCUCAAACAAUUAAUUGUAAUGCACAUAGGAAUUUUCUGGGUUUAAAGUCUUGAUUGAAUUUUUGGCAUAUCUUUUAUUUUAAAGGCAUUUUAUAUGCCCUACUGUAAGAAUAUUUUGGUUGGAGUGCCAUUAUUUCUGUUAAAAUUAUUAGGCCUAGUAUUUGCAACUUGAAGGCAAGUAGCCUCGUGUCUAAAGGGACAUUGUUAAACUCAAGUGGUCUUUGAGGUAAUGUAUAUUUAUUCUCACAUGCAAGAAGCGAUGAAAACGAUUAUUUCUGGUAUUGAAGCUACAUGUCAUAACUGCUCCGCAAGGUAAUUGGCCUAAGACGCCGCUGCAAUGUAAUAUCACCGCUUUUCAGAUUUGCCGUGCACUUUGGUUUCUUUUCACAAGAAAGUUUACAAAUGUCCCUAGCCUUUAAAUCAAAUACAACAGUGGUCAUGUCUUCGAAUUGAUAAUGGCCAAGUCGAAUCAUUUUGAAAAACAUAAUGCCCCAAACGCAUUAACUUGGAUAGAAAGGCACUUUCGCACGUUCCUGCAUAGUUUAGAUAUCGUCUUCCACUUAAGACACGGUCGUUCUCCAAGUCUGUUUUGUAUUUGAGCACGGAAGACGACCUCUCGUACCACCUGUUUCGAGCAGUGAAACUACACAUGACGGAUUUGUGGAGCGACCGAGAUCACUUCAGACAGGGAACACAUUUGGUAUUGGUGGGAAAUUUCGAAUGAUCUGAUAUUCGGUUGGUUUGCACAUAAAACUGUUGGAUUGUUUUUUUUUUCUGUUAUUAAAUCCACUGUACUGGCGCAAUAUUAUAGCCUACCUUUAUUCUGUUUCCAUCCCGUGCGUUCAGGCCAAAUGUUAUUAUUUUAAGCUUUUGUAUGGCAAUAUCAGCAUGAUGCAUUGUUUCCCACUGAGAUGUUUGCAUUUGGCACUGACAUGUUAAAUAAAGGACUGUUUCCCAACUGGACCGCAUGCCUCUAAAA